This is a messenger RNA of Gasterosteus aculeatus aculeatus (three-spined stickleback), 835 nucleotides long. NCBI's taxonomy places the organism in Eukaryota, Metazoa, Chordata, Actinopteri, Perciformes, Gasterosteidae. The record is from RefSeq and is a predicted model, not a curated record.
UUUGGGGGGAAUUGAUGACAGAGAGAGUCAUUGUAUUCCUAAAUAUUGAUGAAUAAAGAAACAAUUAGGCUGCAGCAGAAGCGGCACUUUUCUUAUCCAGGGCAAAGGGGCAGGUGCUUGAGCACCACGAGGGGUCUACCUGUGCACCUUCAUGCUGGUAGUAGAAGACGCUGCUCGUGCGCAGGUAGACCAGCGCGUGACCCCGGAGCCGCUCCGCGCGGUCUAUACGGUCCAGUUGAUGACGACGUUGAAGAGGAGCAGCACCGAGAAGGACGCGGUGGAAACGUGAAAAGCGCGCGCGGACAUGGCCGUCCAGCAGCAGCCGACCCAGGUGGUGACCGUGGUGACCACCAGCCAAGGCCCUGGCACGUGGAGCACCGGCGUCUGCGACUGCUGCAGCGACAUGGGCACCUGUUGCUGCGGUCUUUGGUGCUUCCCCUGCAUGCAGUGCCAGACGGCCGGAGACCACGGCUGGUGCUGCGCUAUGCCGCUGUUGGACGUCUGCUGCGUGGUGUCCUGCCUGCUCCGCUCCUCCAUCAGAGAGCGCCACAACAUCCCCGGCUCCUGCUGUGACGACUGCUGCAAGUUGUUGUGGUGCUACCCGUGUGUCUGGUGCCAGAUGAAUCGUGAGCUGAAGAUCCGGCGCAAACACUGAGAGACCUACACCUCGAUCACCACUCGAGGAUAGGACGCCGCGGCGGAGGGCAUGACACACGAUUCACGUGUAACCCAUCGAAUCUUUUUUCUUAAUGUUCUUAUGCAGGGUUCACACGGCCAUGGAAAACCUGUAAAAGUCAUGGAAAAAAAUAAAAUCCCAAAAGUUUUGGAAAAGUCA